GUGAAAUCGAGCCUUAGCAACGUGAUCAAGUGGAGGCGCAAGCAGCUAAUUAUAGCCUGCCGUGGUUUCCUGAAGCAGCCUAUGCCGGUGGCCGGAUACAAACUGCAGCCAAUCAGAAAGCAGCAGUAAAGCCAAGCCCACUUCUAAUUUCCAUAAAGCGUAGCGAGUUCAAAGGCCAUCGUCCCGGAGGCGGGAGAUACAAAAGGAACCAAUGAGAGCUCAGGAUCAAAACUAGCCUAUCAGAGAGAAAGACACUAAGUGAGCCAAUGAAAAUCCGAAUCGCUGCUACGCCUCAUUUGCAUUCGCACCAAACAAAUAGCCAGGGUGCGUGCGUUAGCCCACACUCCGUUUCCUCGCGCUAGAAGACUCAGAGGUUUCGAUCAUGCCCGAGCCCGCGAAGUCGGCGCCGGCCCCGAAGAAGGGCUCCAAGAAGGCGGUGACCAAGGCGCAGAAGAAGGACGGCAAGAAGCGCAAGCGCAGCCGCAAGGAGAGCUACUCGGUGUACGUGUACAAGGUGCUCAAGCAGGUGCACCCCGACACCGGCAUCUCGUCCAAGGCCAUGGGCAUCAUGAACUCGUUCGUCAACGACAUCUUCGAGCGCAUCGCCGGCGAGGCGUCGCGCCUGGCGCACUACAACAAGCGCUCGACCAUCACGUCGCGCGAGAUCCAGACGGCCGUGCGCCUGCUGCUGCCCGGCGAGCUGGCCAAGCACGCCGUGUCCGAGGGCACCAAGGCCGUCACCAAGUACACCAGCUCCAAGUAGGCUCGUCACGGCUUCCUGCGGACCCAAAGGCUCUUUUCAGAGCCACCACGUUCUCCGGAGAAGCAGCUGUGCUGUUGUG
Messenger RNA from Lepus europaeus (European hare), 842 nucleotides. RefSeq names its product histone H2B type 1-C/E/F/G/I. NCBI's taxonomy places the organism in Eukaryota, Metazoa, Chordata, Mammalia, Lagomorpha, Leporidae. The record is from RefSeq and is a predicted model, not a curated record. The coding region runs from base 383 to 763 and encodes 126 amino acids. Gene Ontology annotation, molecular function: protein heterodimerization activity; DNA binding; structural constituent of chromatin. Gene Ontology annotation, cellular component: nucleosome. The transcript has a single exon.